ACUCCACUGCUUCCAAACUCUGCAAAAACAAUUCUCAACGACAAAACUAAUACUCUCAAUCCUUCUUUCUCCCUUACCGGCGCGACAAUCCAUCGCUUUUUCCCCCACCACCGAUCAUCAUUCAUCAACCUCACUUUCUCUCUCCUCUCCAAUCUCCAAUUCCUCAAUUUUAAACCCUAAUCUCUCUCCUCUAAUUUCUCAGAAUCACAUCAUCUACUUCACAUUCUCCAUUAUAAUCGCAAUUAAACCUUUUUAUUUGCUCUUGAUUUUGUAUGUUGAAAUUCAAUUAGAACAAUUUUUAUUUUGCUUCAACUAUGUUAUGAUCGCUGAGAAUGAUAAUUUUGAAGGUCUGAUUGUUUAAUGAUGUGGUUUUCCUUCUGGAGAUCCAGAAACCGAUUCUCCUUGGAUGAACUCAGAUAUCUCACUGAUCAGCUGCAAAAGAUUCAAAUUGUCAAUGAAGUUAACAAGGAUUUUGUUAUUGAGGCAUUGAGAUCAAUUGCGGAGUUGGUAACAUAUGGAGAUCAGCAUGACUCAACCUUCUUUGAUUUUUUUAUGGAAAAGCAAGUGUUAGGGGAAUUUGUACGUAUUCUGAAGAUCAGUAGAACUAUCACUGUUUCACUCCAGUUACUUCAGACCAUGAGCAUCAUGAUUCAAAACUUGAAAAAUGAGCAUGCCAUAUAUUAUCUCUUCAGCAAUGAGCAUAUUAACUAUCUCAUAAGUUAUUCCUUUGACUUCCGAAAUGACGAGCUGUUAUCAUAUUAUAUAUCCUUUUUGAGAACAAUAAGUGGGCAUUUAAACAAGAGCACAAUAUCAUUGCUUGUGAAGACUCAGAAUGAUGAGGUGGCAUCAUUCCCAUUAUACGUUGAAGCAAUUCGAUUUGCUUUCCAUGAAGAUAGUAUGAUACGUAUUGCUAUACGUGCUUUGACUCUUAAUGUUUACCACGUUGGGGAUGAGAGUGUAAAUAGAUACGUCACCAGCGGCACACUUGGGAAUCACUUUACAGAUCUGGUUAUUUUUUUCAAGAAGCAGUGCCUCACUUUCAAUGACUUAGUUGUUCAAGCAUCAAGUGAAACUUCUAAAGAUUUGUCAUCUAGCAUCAUUGCCGCUGUGGACGAAAUUGAAGACAAUCUUUACUAUUUCAGUGAUGUUAUCUCGGCAGGGAUUCCAGAUGUUGAUAAAUUGAUAACAGAUGGCUUGUUGCGGGUUUUGAUAGUGCCAGUGUUACUGCCUUCCUUGAUUGAGGCUGAUAUGGGAGUUGGAGCUGUCACUUCAUUGUAUCUACUUUGUUGCAUAUUGAGAAUAGUCAAAAUCAAAGAUUUGGCGAAUACCAUCGUCGCUGCCUUCUUUUUUCCUGAAGGGUCCUUUGUAUCACUUCAAGAAAGUAAAGUGAAUGGUGACGCAACCUCCUACAAAUUUCGACAUCCACCAUCUGAAGAAAGUAGUAAUGGAGAUAUGGUAGAGGGUGUAAGCAACUCAAAGAUUGCCAUUCCUGAAGAUGCCAGCUUGCAAAAUAAUUGUGGUGAUCAAAAUCAGUCUCUUUGGGAGGCUGUACUAUCUUAUCUUAAUGUUGGCAACGAUUUACAAGUUCUGGGAUCUUUAAGUAUAAUUGCUACCUUGCUGCAAACUAAAGAACUGGAGGAGUCAAUGCUAGAUGCACUUGGGAUUCUUCCAAAGCGGAAACAACACAAGAAGCUCUUGUUGCAAGCUCUUGUUGGCGAGAGCUCAGGUGAAGAACAACUUUUCUCUUCAGGAAGUAACUCAACUAAAAGUGGUUUUAUCAGUGAGCUGGAAUGCUACUUACAAAAACUCAAGGAAUACGGGGUUUCAGCUUCCUUCGAACCGAGCUCAAGUCCGCGCUCGUGCAGAUUUCAGGUGCUUGAUACAUUGGUUAAGCUUUUUUGCCGGUCGGAUAUCGCUGCAGGUACCUUGUGGGAUGGUGGUUGGCUUUUGCGGCAAUUGCUUCCUUAUAGCGAGGCAGAACUCAAUGGGAAGCAUCAUAAUCUGCUAAGAGAAUCCUUUGUUAAAUGCUGUAGUAAUAUCCUCCUGGAAGCUGGAGGAGUAUGGGCUGAUUUACUUAUCUCAGUUCUUUGUGAUGAGUGGAGGAAGUGCAAAAAAGUGAUGGAGUCCUCAUCACCCAGGAAUGAGUUGAGGUGCAUGCUCUUGCCAUCUUCUUCUAGAGGUGUCAUUUCGAGUGAAUCUUUGGCAGAUGGAGAGAGAAUGUAUGAGGUGGUAAAGGCAUUUGUACUUCUUUAUCAGCUUCUUGUUUUCUCACAAGGGAUAACAUUGCCUGAUUUUGCACCAAUAUAUCCCCCAGUCGACAUACCUGAAAAUUCUCGUGCUAGGGUCAUGGGUCUUGACAGUGUUGGGCCAAAGCAAGGCGUUGAGUUGAAACUUGUUGAUGCCAUUCCUUGUAGAAUUGCAUUUGAAAGAGGUAAAGAACGUUAUGUUUGGCUGCAAGCUGUAUCGAUGGGAACAUCUGGUUGGAUUGUGCUCGUGGAAGAACUCCCCCUGAGACAAAAUGUUGGAAUUGUUCGUGUUGUGGCACCUUUAGCCGCCUGUAAUCCCCGAGUAGAUGACAAGCACCCAAGAUGGCUACACUUGAGGAUUCGUCCACCAACAUUACAGUCACUGGAUCCUUCAAAAGCUGCUGCAUCUGGAAAAACAAAGGCACGGACUUUGGUAGAUGGAAGAUGGACUCUAGCAUUUAGGGAUGAGGAAUCUUGCAAAUCCGCUAUAUCCUUGAUUCAUAAAGAGUUUAAUUUUCAAAGACAAGAGGUUGAGAGGCAGUUAAAACCGCUACUUGACCCUUGCAACUUAAUCACUCCACCCGAGUACUCUUCACAUCCAGAAACUCCAAAUACUAGUACACCCAAAUCCUUGUGAGUUGCUUUGUUGCUUAGUUCAUUAAAUCAUAAGUAGCAGUCGAAAUUUUGGAUGGCUUCAUUAUGUUUAAAUAGCGGAGCCAUCCUUUUGUACAUGUCGAUUAGAUUAUCUAGAUUCAUAAUGUAGGUUAGUGUCAAUGAUUCUAUACCAUUCUUUGUAUACUAGCUGGCUACCCAUCUCCCAAAGUUGUGGAAUUUCUUACCUGAGAGCUGUCAAUAUUGAGGUUUUCAUCUGUAGAAAGCUCUAUUAACCUGUAAACCUGCUGUAUAUUAAGGUGAAGGAAAUGUAUAGUCGUUUGUUGUAUCUCAACUGGUCCGUUAAUGAAGCCCUCCGCCCCCACUCCCAUUUUUAAUGGGGUUUCCUGCCAUUGUUUAUGGAUGGUUUACUUAAUCGUA
Messenger RNA from Beta vulgaris subsp. vulgaris (sugar beet), 3278 nucleotides. RefSeq lists its product as hypothetical. Gene Ontology annotation, cellular component: late endosome; endolysosome membrane. The transcript is spliced from 21 exons. NCBI's taxonomy places the organism in Eukaryota, Viridiplantae, Streptophyta, Magnoliopsida, Caryophyllales, Amaranthaceae. The record is from RefSeq and is a predicted model, not a curated record. Gene Ontology annotation, biological process: endosomal transport; regulation of autophagosome maturation; endosome to lysosome transport. Bases 361 to 2883 code for a protein of 840 amino acids.